UUGGCUGUGUUCAAAAGUGGUGUUGUAUAAGUAGAUAUUUUGGUGCUAAGUCGCCUGUUUUGGCAUUUUGUGUACUAAAAAGUUCGCGAACUUCUCGUCAUCGUUCGAUACAUUAGUCGCUCAAGUAAAAAAUCCACAUUCACAAUGCCAAACACAGAAAUGAAAAAAUAAAGCCAGCCAAAGCCCGAUGAAAAAGCAAACAAGCCCGAAGCUCACAAAUCACGGAGCCCCCGCAACAAAAGACAAUACAGCGGAAAAUGUAUCUUUCGAGCGAAGUCCGUGUAACACAUUUUUUCAAAGCCAUCCGUUCAUGUGCAUUAGAUGAUUUUCCAACUAUGUAGAUACAUUAAUUCAGUUUCGGAGUGCUUCCCAACGAAAAGAAACCGUUUGAAAGGAAUAAAAUUAAUUUGAAGAGGCGAUGGUUCGGUGAAAAACUAUGGCCUUCAAAGUCCCACCCAGUUAGAAGGAUAUGUGCGUGUGUGUCUCCAUGUGAAAGAAAUUAACAUAUACUGUUUACGUGCCUCCAAUUAUAAAAUAAAAGUUAUGCCCGUGCUGACAUACUUCCAUGCAAUAGAAUUAGCAUCACGUACAUAAAAGUACACCUACAUAUAUCCGUACGUACAGAUGUUCGUGUAGAAAGCCAAAAAGAAGCAAAAGGGUUUGUUAAUCAUGGGAUCUUGUGAGCCAAUCACAACUGCCAGAUAAAAUGAGGGUUAUCCUGAUUGCUCAAGCGAACCCCAAAAAGGCGUUGACAGUAAUUAAUCAUAUUUGUUAGCAGCAGAUCCACUAAUAAAAACGAAUAUGGAGCCAAAUCAUUAUUACUGCCGAGGUGCCAUGCAGCAAACCUCCUCGACGCCGAUUCCACAACACUCGUCGAACAAACUCAGCUAUGGAAUGAAUGCGGGGCAGGAAUAUGUGGCAUGCAAUUCCGGGCAACCGCAACCGGGUUACAACUCGAAGGAUUUAGUGCCGCGCAAUGGGAACAAUAAGUCGCUCGGUGGGAACAGCAACAUGGGGAGUCCGUACGGAGGAUCUGUCUGCAGCAACAGUGGCCAAUGCAGCAAGAAUACUGCCAACGCUGGGAACUAUAUCAACAUAAUGACCGUUCCACUGGGAACUUUGCAGUAUAAUCGAAAAAAGCUAUCUACUCAAGACUACGAAUCGCAUUUAUAUUACAACACCACGGAUGUCAAGUGUCGCGAUGAUUACUAUAUAGCCAAUAAUGCGGCAGGAGCAAUGCCGCAACACCAAACCCAACAGCAGCACUUGCACCAGCAGCAACAUCAACAACAGCAGCAACUCCAACAACACCAACAACACCAGCAACAUCAGCAACACCAGCAACACCAGCAACAUCAGCAACAUCAGCAACAUCAGCAGCAUCAGCAGCACCAGCAACACCAACAACAUCAGCAACACCAGCAACAUCUACACCAACAACAGCAACAGGCCAACUUUCUCCACAUCCAGCAGUCCCUUCAGCAUAAUCACCAGUUGAACCAUCCCGAACCCAUCCAUCAGUUGCCGCAAUUACAGAGCUCGGUGGCCGAUCCGCCAGAUGCCUUCGACAACUGUGCGAUCUUCCCGAGCGCCGGAGGCAGUGGCUCCGGAAGUGGUCGGGUGGCGGCCACCCAGACCCAUCAGAACAGCUCCAAUGUGGUCACGUGUGACCAGCAGCAGGUGCCCGUCUCCUUGGGCUCCGUCAACAUGCCCGUUCCCCCGAUCAUGUACACCGUGCACCGGGUGGUGACCACGGCCCAGAUCCAAACGGCGGUGGGCAGCACCUUCGCCUCCUCGGCCAGCGUUUCCAGUGUGGUCAGCACGGGUCAGAACGAGGGUGACUGCCUGUCGCCGGCUCAGGUGUCCUCCGCCAUGAACGCCACCGGGAAUACUCCCUGUCUGACCGGAAUCUCCGACCUGGGCGCCAAUAUGAUGAAUAACGCAAGUGCACUUUGUCCCCUUUCCGACUUGAGAAGUCCCAACGGAGUGCUUCCCAAUUCCCAAUUCAUGCCACAACAUCACAAGUGCAACAAUGGCAAUGAUGCCCAGGCCAAUCCUGCAAUCCAAAAACGGAUAAUGGCCACAAGCUCAACUUCGAAUUUCGCAAAUGCUGGGAAAGCUGCUUCCAAUCUUACCCGAGCUCUCCAAAACGUUAUCCCCACUUGCGUAUAUCUUAUGUCUCGGGUGGCUGUUCACAUGGAGAUCGAGGGCACUGCCCAGUGUCCUUCGCAGGUGAUGUUGGCAGCUGCCUUGGGUUGCGAGGAGCUGGGAAUAUCCAACAAAUUGCUGGCACAGAGUGUCUUUGGCUUGUGGAUGACGAGUGCUCUGCUGGAGAUGCAGCUGAAGGCCCAUCACUGCCCCUAUAUUGUGCGAGUCGCGUGGCCCAGUUUGCUCCAGAAGUUCAGCAACAGCAGUCCAAGUGAUCGGAAGUUUGACGAGCCCAUGAUAGUAUUGAAAAGAAAUGUUUUCUUCUCCAAACGAGACGAGGAAAAGAUAAAGGAUCAUCGAAUCUUGGAACUCCUUUAUGAAGAGGCCAGAAAUAAUGUGCUGACAGGGAGAUAUAUAAUGGAGCCAGUACAUUCUCUAAUGUUGGGUGGAAUUCAGGCUCGAAUCGAACUGGGACCUUAUAAUUCCCACACCCAUACAAUAGGAUUCUUUCGGGAAAACCAAGCUAGAUUUUUGCCACCUCACGUUGCCAAGAGUUCGACUUGGUUGUGGCUACCUAUAAGCCAAAAGAAUUCUGCGGAGGUCAAACUUUUGGAACAGUUUAAACGGGUUCCCCAAACAGCCACCACCAGGAAAUUGAUGAGGAAAUAUCUGGAAUUCUGCUGGGCACUACCAUUCUAUGGUGCGGCUUAUUUCCAUGGCCAAAUAGAACAACCUGUUAGGGGAAUUAUGGCACUGGUCAACCAAAAGGAUAUGGAGGUUUUAGUUGCAGUAAAUGAAAGGGGAGUUUUUGUAAUAGAUCCGUACGAAUGUACCCUCUUGCUGGGAUUGCGAUACGAGGAUUUGUCCUGGGAUUAUGCAAAGCCAAGUGCCAGUGAUGAUCCCGAAUGCCUCACUUGUAUAUUUCUGCAGUUUGAUGCUGUCGAGAACGGCAUACAAGUAUCAAAACUUAUGCAAAUAUUUUCCAAGCAAGCUGCCAUGAUAGACGCACUUAUAUCACAUUUUACGGAUCAAAUAAGGAACAAGAAACAAGAGGGUAACACACAAGAACCUUUUCACGAUGAGCCAAAUCCUAUUCAAAAUAAUGGAAAUGGAGUGUUAUGCAAUAAGCUGUCUCGAUUGACUUUGGCCACCUUCGACGAAGAGGGAGGUCGCUGCAUUGGGCAAAUGGGAUCAUUAUCUAUAAGCUAUUAACAUUUGUUACUAACGAUAAACUAAAUUUAAGUUAAGGGGUGUUAAAUAAAAAUUCACGCAUAUAUUCACGAUUGUUGAUAAAUUCCCAUAAAUAUAAUCACAGUAAAUUUUUAGCAAAUGGAAUCUACAUAUUCACAGUCAUCUACAAAAUGCAUUCCACUACUUUUAGUUGUUUUCUAAUUUUACUCAAACGCAAUAUCAUUGGUUAUUUCUUGAAUAAUUUUUAGAGUUAGAUUAAACUAAAGAUUGUUUUUGCUAAAUGCACUUGAGUGACCCCGAAAGUUAAAAUUCGCACCCAAUUUAUAUUUAUUUCCCUGCUCAAGACCCCAUUGGUUUCUAAAGAAAUGCAUGAAUAUUGUAUCUUGAUUGUUGACAUUUAUUACCUUUCACGAUUUAAGAGCCACUCACAAUUGUUCGGAUUCAAUGGUAAUUACAAAAUAAUGCCCCCAAAAAGUUAUCUCAUUUUAUUUACCUUUAAGGUAAGGCAUGUAGUAUAUGUUAAGAUAUAUACAUAUAUGGGUAUGUGCAUUUGACGUAUGCGUUCAGAAUUAGUUUAAUAAGCCUUCGACUGAAACAAAUUAUGUAUAUAAUAACAAUAAAGUGUAUGUACAAAAUGUAAGGGCGAACUGCCAACAUAGGUUAUGUAUAUAUUUAAAUUUGUAUGUAUGUAUAAAUUGAGACUUAAAAUAAAUACCGUUUCCUCAUAUUUAUACAGCAAGUACUAAAAAAAUUAAAAACCUUUGGGUUUCGUGUUAAAAAUUGCACUAACUAUUCAAUUAAGAUUUGAAUCAUUUAUUUUAUCGUGCUAUGAUUUAAAAAACAUUUUAUUUUAAUAAUUUAUUAAACCCACAAAGCCUUUAUUACAAUAAUAGUAACUCAAUCCGCUUGCAAAAUUUCAGUUACAUAUUGUUUCUGUCAUUUUAGGUUUUCUAACAAAUCAAUAGAUUUAAUUUUUAAACUUAAAUAACAAUUAAAUAAAAAAUAAAAUAUAAUUAUAGUUAUAAUACACAGCUACACGGAAAUUAAUCAAUACAUGUAGGUGUAAUCUAAUAAAUUAUAGUUAAUAGAAAAUUUAUUUAAAUAUGUGUAAAUCAAACAUAAUACUAAAGGCUA
Messenger RNA from Drosophila ficusphila, 4473 nucleotides. RefSeq lists its product as uncharacterized. The coding region runs from base 802 to 3360 and encodes 852 amino acids. Lineage: Eukaryota; Metazoa; Arthropoda; Insecta; Diptera; Drosophilidae. The record is from RefSeq and is a predicted model, not a curated record. Gene Ontology annotation, cellular component: cytoskeleton; plasma membrane. Gene Ontology annotation, biological process: negative regulation of canonical Wnt signaling pathway. The transcript has 13 exons.